Messenger RNA from Notodromas monacha, 1413 nucleotides. NCBI's taxonomy places the organism in Eukaryota, Metazoa, Arthropoda, Ostracoda, Podocopida, Cyprididae. The record is from the annotation of a GenBank genome assembly.
AGGCAUUUUAUUGAGUGAGGUUGAAAGGACGUUAAGAAUGUCGAGUGACGAAGGUGAAACUAAAGGAACAGCCGAGGAUGCGACUGUGUCUGAAGACAAGAAAAAAACUUUCGCGGACUUGGGUGUCGUUGAUGUUUUGUGUGAAGCCUGUGAGGUAUUGAAAUGGAAAUCCCCUACCGCAGUACAAGUUGAAUCGAUUCCUCUCGUCCUAGCUGGCCGUGAUGUUAUCGGACUCGCAGAAACUGGUUCCGGAAAAACCGGAGCAUUUGCUCUCCCAAUUCUCCAGCAGUUACUAGAUAAGCCUCAAGCAAUGUUCGCCCUUGUUCUCACACCUACUCGGGAACUUGCGUUUCAAAUUGCGGAACAAUUCGAAGCGCUGGGAUCUACAAUAGGGAUAAAGGUUGCCGUGGUUGUCGGAGGAAUCGAUAUGAUGGCCCAAGCUAUCGCACUGGCGAAGAAACCACACGUGAUAAUUGCCACUCCCGGUCGACUGGUCGAUCAUCUGGAAAACACAAAAGGUUUUCAUCUACGCCAGCUAAAAUUUUUGGUAAUGGAUGAAGCCGACCGUAUCCUAACCAUGGACUUCGAACAAGAACUCGAUAAAAUACUCAAGGUCAUUCCCAAAGAGCGCCAAACGUUACUUUUCUCAGCAACAAUGACGAAGAAAGUCGUCAAGUUGCAGCGAGCAUCCCUUGUAGACCCGGCUCGAGUUGAAGUGUCAUCCAAAUACCAAACAGUGGAAAAACUUUUGCAAUACUAUCUUUUCAUACCAGCGAAGUACAAGGAUUUAUAUCUUGUGCAUAUACUGAAUGAGCUGGCUGGAAACUCGAUGAUGAUUUUCAUGAGCACCUGCAAUACUGUCCUGAGAACUGCCUUGAUGUUGCGCAGUCUGGGGUUUGCCGCCGUUCCGCUUCAUGGGCAAAUGUCUCAGACGAAAAGACUUGGAGCUCUCAAUAAAUUCAAGUCAAAGACCAGAGCAAUACUUAUCGCCACAGACGUCGCUUCGAGAGGACUCGACAUCCCGCACGUGGACUUGGUUUUGAAUUUUGACAUACCAACGCAUAGUAAGGAUUACAUUCAUCGUGUUGGCAGAACUGCUCGAGCUGGACGUUCAGGGAAAUCGAUUACUUUUGUCACUCAAUACGACGUUGAAUUGUUUCAAAGAAUCGAACACUUGAUCGGCAAGAAGCUUCCUUUGUUCCCCACUGUUGAAGAAGAGGUCCUUGUCCUGAGCGAACGAGUGAACGAGGCUCAACGGGCUGCUCGAUUGGAAAUGAAAGAUCUCGAAGAAUCAAAGAAAGGUAAACGAAAAGGUAAAGGCGGCAAGCUCUUUGACGACGACGAUGAUGGCGAGAAUGCGAUGGGUGUUCGCAAAAGAAUAAAGAAAGUGAAACGCUAACGUUUUUGGUGAAA